AUGAGCGUGAUGGAACCUUUGCUGGAACCACCCAUCGCUGAAGUUUGCGACGGUCCCACCUCGGUUCCAACUGCUGCCCCCACCGCGGCGUUCCGAGCGCGUACGCAAAUGCAUCGUAACUACACUCGUGAUCCAUGUCGUUUUGAAACGAAAAUAUCUAUGAACGAAGAAGGUGGAUAUCUCGGUGCCAUGACCUACCAAUGCUUAUACAGCGGAAUUUUGGACAAGCUUCGAUCUUCAAAAAGAGACGACGACCGAGCCUUAGCUGCUAUUCAUCGUCUUCGAUCGGCAAUGAAAACCUCAGAUAGCGCAUCUCCAUCGUUUCUGUUCGACUUCACAAAAAUUUUGCUAGCGGAGUCUGAGCUCAAUAUCAAUCUUCAGGAAGCCUACCUCAGGAUGCACGAUACCUCACCCACUGAUGACCUAGUGGUGCAGGGUUAUGAACACGUUCCUGAGUAUAAAGAGCUGACAAAACGAGCCAUCGAACUACGACGGGUAUUAUCUCGAGUCCCCGACGAGAUGGCCGAUCGUCACCAAUUUUUGGAAACUAUAAAACUUAUUGCAUCAUCUAUUAAAAAGUUGUUGGAAGCUAUUAAUGCCGUCCACCAAAUUGUGCCGCUCUCUGCACAACAAGCUGUCGAGAAGAGGAAACGAGAAUUCGUUCACUACUCAAAGAGAUUUAGUAACACUUUGAAGACGUACUUUAAAGAUCAAAAUGCUGUGCAGGUUUCCGUGUCCGCCAAUCAGCUAGUGUUUCAAACGUCGUUAAUCGUCAAGACCGUGAAUGAGAAAUUAAGGAGAUAA
Messenger RNA from Necator americanus (New World hookworm), 804 nucleotides. RefSeq lists its product as uncharacterized. Bases 1 to 804 code for a protein of 267 amino acids. Gene Ontology annotation, biological process: regulation of Golgi organization; positive regulation of MAP kinase activity. Lineage: Eukaryota; Metazoa; Nematoda; Chromadorea; Rhabditida; Ancylostomatidae. The transcript is spliced from 7 exons. Gene Ontology annotation, cellular component: FAR/SIP/STRIPAK complex. The record is from RefSeq and is a predicted model, not a curated record. Gene Ontology annotation, molecular function: protein kinase binding.